This is a messenger RNA of Ictalurus punctatus (channel catfish), 7534 nucleotides long. RefSeq names its product bone morphogenetic protein 1a (gene bmp1a). Gene Ontology annotation, molecular function: zinc ion binding; serine-type endopeptidase activity; metalloendopeptidase activity. The record is from RefSeq and is a predicted model, not a curated record. Lineage: Eukaryota; Metazoa; Chordata; Actinopteri; Siluriformes; Ictaluridae. Gene Ontology annotation, biological process: proteolysis. Bases 130 to 3078 code for a protein of 982 amino acids. The transcript has 20 exons.
AUCUGUCUCUCCAAGUAGUCUUUUCCUCUGAGCACUGCUGCUGCUGCUGUGUGUGUGUAUGUGUGUGUGUGUGUGUGUGUGUCUCUCUCUCUCAAUCACCGUGUCGUCCCUCCGCUGGCUCUCCGGAUCAUGGAGCUCGCGACGCGCUGCUUGUUGCUGCUCGCGAGCCUCGGCGCGGCUUCCACGGCCACCGACUGGGACGCGGCGGCGGCGGAACCGAGCUACUACGACGAAGCGAUGAUGAGUCCUCCAGAAGCGAUCGACUACAAAGACCCGUGCAAAGCCGUGGCCUAUCUGGGGGACAUCGCGCUGGACGAAGAGGACAUGCUCAUGUUUAAAGUGGACCGCAUUGUGGACGCCGUCCAGAAAACGGUGAUAAACCUGAACCGCACAGACACGGCAGGUGUGUUAUCCAAUGACACGAGCCCGAACGCUGCCAGGUCCAAUCAGCAGGCUGCGCGGCGAAGGAAGAGGGCGGCGACGUCCCGCCCUGAGAGGGUGUGGCCCGAGGGUGUCAUCCCUUACGUCAUAAGCGGCAACUUUAGUGGUAGUCAAAGGGCCAUAUUCAGGCAGGCGAUGAGACACUGGGAGAAACACACGUGUGUGACGUUCAUCGAGAGAACCACAGAGGACAGCUACAUCGUCUUCACCUACCGGCCGUGUGGGUGUUGCUCAUAUGUGGGCCGCAGGGGAGGAGGACCCCAGGCCAUUUCCAUUGGUAAAAACUGCGACAAGUUUGGAAUCGUGGUGCACGAGCUCGGUCAUGUGAUCGGAUUCUGGCACGAGCAUACGCGGCCGGACCGAGACGACCACGUCAGCAUCAUACGGGACAACAUCCAGCCUGGACAGGAGUACAACUUCUUGAAGAUGGAGCCCGGUGAAGUCGACUCUCUAGGGGAAGUCUAUGAUUUUGACAGCAUCAUGCACUACGCCAGAAAUACAUUUUCAAGAGGGAUUUUCCUGGACACCAUCCUUCCACGAUACGACAUAAACGGCGUCCGUCCCCCCAUCGGCCAGAGAACCAGGCUGAGCAAAGGAGACAUUGCGCAGGCACGCAAACUUUACAAGUGUCCAAGAUGUGGAGACAGUCUGCAGGACAGCAGUGGGAACUUCUCCUCUCCUGGUUUCCCCAACGGCUACUCGGCCUACAUGCACUGUAUCUGGAGAAUCUCAGUCACGCCAGGCGAAAAGAUCAUUCUCAAUUUCACUUCCAUGGAUCUAUAUCGGAGUCAUCUGUGCUGGUACGAUCACGUGGAGAUCAGAGAUGGAUACUGGAGGAAAGCCCCACUCAAAGGUCGAUUCUGUGGAGACAAGCUUCCUGAGCCGAUCAUUUCGACAGACAGUCGUUUGUGGAUCGAGUUUAGGAGCAGCAGCAACUGGGUGGGCAAAGGUUUCUCGGCUGUGUAUGAAGCUAUCUGUGGUGGUGAAGUGAAGAAGGAUAAUGGGCAGAUCCAGUCUCCUAACUACCCAGAUGACUACAGACCCAAUAAAGUCUGCGUGUGGAAGAUCACUGUUGCUCAGGGCUACCAUGUAGGCCUCACCUUCCAGUCCUUUGAAAUUGAGAGGCACGAUAGUUGUGCGUAUGACUAUCUAGAGGUCCGUGACGGGAACUCGGAAAACAGCCCGCUGCUGGGCCGCUUCUGCGGCUAUGACAAGCCGGAUGACAUCAAGAGCAGCUCGAACCAGCUGUGGAUGAAGUUUGUGUCCGACGGCUCGGUCAACAAAGCCGGGUUCGCUGCCAACUUCUUCAAAGAGAUGGACGAAUGUUCAAGGCCAGACAACGGUCGUUGUGAGCAGCGCUGUGUAAACACACUAGGCAGUUACAAGUGUGCGUGUGAUCCAGGCUUUGAGCUGGCCGCAGACAAACGAAGCUGCGAGGCUGCAUGCGGCGGCUUCAUCACCAAGCUGAACGGCUCCAUCACGAGUCCCGGCUGGCCGCGCGAGUACCCGCCGAACAAGAACUGCGUCUGGCAGCUGGUGGCGCCCACGCAGUACCGCAUCACGCUGCUCUUCGACGUCUUCGAGACCGAGGGCAACGAUGUAUGCAAGUACGACUUCGUAGAGGUCAGGAGUGGGCUUUCCGCGGACUCCAGGCUACACGGGAAGUUCUGCGGGGCCGAGAAGCCGGAGACCAUCACGUCUCAGUACAACAACAUGCGCAUCGAGUUCAAAUCGGACAACACCGUCUCCAAGAAGGGCUUCAAGGCCCAGUUCUUCUCGGAUAAGGACGAGUGCUCGAAGGAGAACGGUGGCUGCCAGCACGAGUGUGUGAACACCUUCGGUAGCUACAGCUGCCAAUGUAGGAGUGGCUUCGUCCUGCACGAAAAUAAACACGACUGCAAAGAAGCCGGCUGUGAUCACACGGUGAACAGUGUGAGUGGAACCAUCACCAGCCCCAACUGGCCUGAUAAAUACCCGAGUAAGAAAGCGUGCACAUGGGCUCUCUCCACCACACCGGGACAUCGCAUCAAAAUCGCUUUCAAUGAAAUCGACAUGGAGCCUCAUUUAGAGUGUGCGUACGACCAUGUCGAGAUCUACGAUGGACGCGACGGGAAGGCGCCCAGCCUCGGACGCUACUGCGGCUCCAAGAAACCUCCUCCGGUCACGUCGACUGCGAACAAGAUGUUCAUUCGCUUCUUCUCCGACAACUCCGUGCAGAAGAAAGGAUUCGAGGCCUCGCAUACUGCAGAGUGCGGAGGUCAAUUGAAAGCCGAGGUGAAAACCAAAGACCUCUACUCGCACGCCCAGUUUGGGGACAACAACUACCCCGGUGCAUCGGACUGCCAGUGGGUGAUCUCGGCUGAGAAGGGCUACGGUGUUGAGCUCAUCUUCCAGACGUUUGAGAUCGAAGAGGAAGCCGACUGCGGCUACGACUACAUGGAGCUCUUCGACGGAGCCGACACCAAGGCCCCAAGGCUCGGCCGCUACUGCGGAUCUGGGCCUCCUGAGGAGAUUUACUCGGCCGGCGACUCCAUCGUCAUUAAAUUCCGAUCAGAUGACACUAUCAAUAAGAAGGGCUUCCACGUGCGUUACACCAGUACCAAGUUCCAGGACACGCUGCACUCGCGGAAGAAGUGACCCCUAGUGGCCGGGAGGGGCCGUGCAGGGCCCAGGGGGAGGAGUCGAGGCGCCAGGCGGAGGGCGCAGCCCGUCGCUCGGAGCCCCCCGGCCGCCAAUGCCAGCCGCAAGAACGAUGCCAACCGCACCUCAGUAGCUCACAGGGGCUCUGGCGCCCCCUACUGACUGUGAGGAGUAAAGCCAUUCCGCAGUAGACCUUGUUUUUACCUUUUUUAUGAUUAUGAUUAAUGAAUUGGGUGGGGGCGGAGUUUGGGGUUGGAAGAGGGAAUUGUAUUUGGAUUAGAGGAAUAUUUGGGGUAUAAAGGGGCCAUCAUGGAUGGGAUUGGGGGGGGAGGGGCAUGAAUAGAGGAGUGUAGAUGAUCAGUAUUUGAUCACCAUUGGAUUCGUGUGUUUUUUUUUUUUUUUAGUUUGUUUUUUUUAAUGAGCCGAAAUGCAAUUGCAACAAACACACAUACCUAUGCGCACACACACACACAUCUAUACACACACAUAUACACACACACACACACACACACACACACUGAGGGCCCGCAGGAUCUCAAGCAGGAUGAUGAAGUAUUCAGGUCUCAUCGGGCCAGACAGCAACACCACAAAUGGAGAAAGAAAGGAUUGAUGGAUGAAAGAAUUAAAGGGCGGAUCGAUGUUUUUUUUUCUUUCCCAGGGCAUUAUGGGAAACCCCCAUCUUUUUCACAAACACACAUGUGCUCGGCUGGUUUCAAAUCCACUACUUCAGUUACUCACCCUGUUUGUCAGACAGAUGCAUGUAACAACAUGGGGGGGAAAAACACCAAACGGGUCAUUUUAUGUGACUGCACAAACCUUUGUAAUAUUUUUUUUUUUUUUUCAGGAGGCUUUCUUCCAUAUUAGCGUUAUCGAGGAAAGUUUAAAAAAAAAAAAAAAAAAGACACAGUUAUCAUAUUAAAAUAUUAAUAAAUGAAAUGUGGCCCAUGUCUAUUGGCUGUUAAUUGCUUUUCCAUAAAAAUGCAAAAAUUUGAUUAUUUUGACCUUAAAUACACAAUCAGUUUAGGCUUCUGUUAAUGUGUUUCUGUCCCCAAAUCACACUAGUAAUUCAAUAUGCUGUGGGUGCUUUUAUAGCAAGAGCAAAUUAUAUUUCUCAAAUGAGAUUCAGUGCAAAUAAUUUAUUUCAACUGUUGAAAUUACAUGCUACUCAUGUCUCUCUCCUUCAAUUACCUUCAACAUCACGCAGUUCUCCAUCUUUGUUCUUAGAAAAUAUGCUGUACACUCUGAAACAUAAUUUUUUAAAGCCUUCAGUGUUUCCCGUUAACAUUCUCAAUUUGCCUGUUCUGUACUUUCCACUACUUUUAAAUAUAUAUAUAUAUAUAUAUAUAUAUAUAUAUAUAUAUAUAUAUAUAUAUAUAUAUAUAUAUAUAAUUCAGUAUUUCAGUAAUAUGUAACACACAUGGUUUAACGUACCCCCGAACAUUUUUAUUUUAUUUUUUAUUUUUAAAUGGCUAAUUCCUCUUGGAUGUCUUUUUCUGAUUAUAUAGAUUGUUUCACAGUGCUAAAUUAAUUUGUUUUCCUUUUGAAAAAUCUGUCAGUGCUUCUGUAAAAUACUGAUUUGGCAAGUAUUAUGUAUGAACUCAGUUUGUGAAUGUCAUUAAAUAAUUAGAAUAGGUAGAAGAUGACACAGAAAAUACUAGCUACAGUACAGAACCUGAAUGCUAAACUAGCCAGCUAGCUAAGGUUGCUAAUUUUACUGAUCUAUUUCGGCACAUUUGGCUACUGUUAAUCUGUUAACUGUUAGUCUACCUGAGGCAAAUGCAAGCUAGUUUUAUGCCAGUUAACAAGCCAGCUAGCUACUUUUACUAAUGUUACUGGUAUUUUUUUCUCAGGUUUGGCUUCUGUUAAAUAAAUCUCUGAGAAUCUGACCAUGUGAAUCAAGACUCAGAUACUGAAACUUGAUCUCACUUUUCUCUACCUAAAGCAAAUUUCUUGCAAAUAACAAGCUAGCUAACUCUGCUAAUGUUAUUGAUAUGCCAGUGUAAAUUAAGAUACUGAAACUUGCCAUCACUUGUGUCUACCUGAGGCAAGUUUUUGCUAGUUUCCUAGCGGUUAACUAGCUGGCUAGCUACAUUAGCUAAUGAACCUGACAUAUUUUGGCAGGUUAGCCUACAGUUAUAGCUGUGAGAAUAUGACUGUAUAAAUCAAGACCCAGAUGCUGAAACUUGAUCUCACUCGUGUCUACCCGAGACAAAUAUGAGCUAGUUUUCUUGCUGUUAGCUAGCCAUCUAGCUAACUUGUCUAACAUUGCACAAAUGUUUUAGCUACUGUUAAAUCCGUUCUUGAGUACAUGACGAUGUAACACAAGACCUCGAUACUGAAACGUGAUCUCACUGGUGCAUCUAUGACAAAUGUGAGCUAGUUUUCUAGCAGUAUUAACUAGUCAUCUAUGUAUCUCCGCUAAUGUUACUCAUGUAUUUUGGUAGGUUUUGUUCCUGUUAAAUGAAUCUUUUUUAAGUAUGAUUAUGUAAAUUAAGACUCUGAUACUGAAGACUACCUGAGACAAGGGCGAGCUAAUUUCCUUAGAGUUUCCUGAGAAUUCAAAACACAUUAAACAAUUUAUUAUGCUACAUAGCUGUUCGGGGGUACUUUAAAUGUAUGUGGUGGAGCUGAACUGGAUUCAGAUAGACUGUUAGCGUAUGAUGGUCCAUUGAAGUGAAUAGAGGUGUGUAUAUAGGGGUUAUAGGAGUUUUGUCUCCUACAAGUCCUCAGUUGCCUUUGAAGUGUUUUUUUUGUUUUGUUUUGUUUUUUUGGGCAAUACCUCAGGCUUCAGAUUUAAAAAAAAAAAAAAAAUAGUUUUCAAACUGGUGUUCAGGCCCAUCUUUGUCCAACAACUAAAAUAUAUCAACUUGGACCAACGUAGUACCUCAGAGUGGUGCUCCUGCAAAAAUGAGCCUAGUCAGUUUUAUAGGUUUAGCUUAGUGUGUAUUGUUUCCAUAUAGUCUUGAGCAUCAAAUGGAGUACUGUUGUCAACUUUUCAACAGUACUAAGUCGAUUUAUUGAUAUUAAAAGCAUUAUAUAUAUAUAAAUAUAGCUCAGUAUGAUUUGUAUGGUUCUAAGAUACACAGCAUGUUGAAUGUUACUGAGGGCAGUUGGUGGGCAUUUUAAGACUCAGUCCUUGUUGCUUCCCCUCUUUGCAGUAUCGAUUCAUAUGGCAGGCAGUUCCUACAAAAUGUAGCUCGCCAUCCUCCGAUAUUGGUACAUGUGUACCAGCUGUCCUUUCCUUCUCUCACUCAUUCCAAUCUUGUGUUUUCCAGUUACCUAAUCUCAGUGUAAUUUGUCCGAGCCCUUUUCUGGGGCAGAAGCUGAAUACAAGGCCUGUCAGGCUGGUUAAGGUGUGUGUAGGUGUGUGUGCACUUGUGUGUGAGAAGGUACACAGACCUUGCCUAAUUGGUCGGGAGCAUGCCAGCCUGAGACUGAGCCUCCCUCUGAAUUAUUUACCAGCCAUCACUUUUUUUUUUUUUUUUUUUUUUUCCCCCCUCCUCCUGCAGAAAUCCUUUAGAAGGCUCCUGGCAAAUGUACUUUCAUCUCAUGCUAUGAUCUUAUUUCGCUCCAUCUCUGUGUCACAUCUUCCAAACUCUUUGAGUCUCAGGUUCAGUCUUUAUUCUUCCUCUGACUCACUUUGGGACCUGCUUGAUUCCAUAUACUUGACAGUCACCCCUUUGGGCGAGCUGGUACUUCGGUUGAAGAGGUGAACAGCUUUUCAAAAGAAAAGUCAUACAGUAUGAAAAGUAACGAUGAAAAGGAAAUUGAAUAAAAGUGCUACUUCCCUCACCUUGUAUACAGACCGUUCUGAUCACUGCUUUUGUACCGAUGCGACGUUGGUUCCCUGAACGUCAAGCAACAGUCUGAUGCACACUGACUUACCAAAUCUGUUGGAAGUUUUCACCAUGAUGCAUUUGUAUUAAAUGUUUUAUUCUAGUUAGCGUUUUGGUUUUAGUGGUGGAACACUUCUGCUAAUGCCCACCGUAACAUUGUGGCUACAGUAGAAUUUAUAAUUGACCACAAAUAGUGUUUCUAAUGUCUCUUGAUUUUUGUAGAUAAUUCAUAAUCUGAUGCAAACAGAUGUGUUGUAGCGAGUACUUAAUCCGACGUGGAUGAAUAAGCUACGUGGCUCAGAUCUGUCUACUUUAACACAUGUACGGUUGAUCUAGUUGCCCUAAUUGAUCAACAUCACUUAUCAAAUAUGGGAUUAUGUUUAUGCCUUUCAUUAUAUGUAUGUAUGUAAAUAUGUUUGAUUGUUGUAUUCCGAGUACACUAAACCAUAAUAACCUGUUGAGAAAUAAGGCUUUGUGUAAUUGCACAGACAUGAUGCAAUUUAUUUAUAUUGUAUAGCUGAUUAUGGCUGAUGUAUUUUGCACAUAGUAUUAACAAGUGCAUCUAUUUCAUAAAGUGUUAUUUUCAUUUCAUUAAAUGCCUCAUUACAUUUUCUUGA